This is a messenger RNA of Ochlerotatus camptorhynchus, 1412 nucleotides long. RefSeq names its product COP9 signalosome subunit 4 (gene CSN4). The coding region runs from base 87 to 1316 and encodes 409 amino acids. Gene Ontology annotation, cellular component: cytosol; COP9 signalosome. Lineage: Eukaryota; Metazoa; Arthropoda; Insecta; Diptera; Culicidae. The transcript is spliced from 4 exons. The record is from RefSeq and is a predicted model, not a curated record.
UAAAAAGUGUAUUCUUGUACCUUUGUUACGGAUUUAGUGGCGUAACCAACGAAUAAGUGCUUCCUUGUGGGAAUUUGCGACCAACCAUGGCCAUUUCUCAAUCGUCCCUUCGGAAUCAGCUAGCGUCGUUAACAAUUUCGUCGGGAAUCCACAAGGAGCAAGCCGAUAAGUACCGGGGUCUGCUGGAUCAAAUUCUGCUUAAUACUGGCAAUGAGCUGGUGGAUACAUUGAAACUCUUUAUCGAAGCAAUUGUCAACGAACAUGUAAGUCUGGUCAUUUCUCGGCAAGUCUUGUCCGAUGUUAGUACACAUCUGACUAAAUUGCCGGAUGAUAUCUCCAAGGCAGUGUCACACUUUACGCUCGACAAAGUGCAACCCCGUGUGAUCUCAUUUGAGGAACAAGUGGCAAGCAUUCGCCAACAUCUGGCACAGAUUUACGAACGUAAUCAAAAUUGGAAGGAAGCCGCUAACGUACUCGGUGGCAUUCCGCUCGAGACCGGACAGAAGCCUUACUCAUUGGACUAUAAGCUGGAAACGUAUCUCAAAAUAGCACGUCUUUACAUGGAAGACGAGGAUCCCGUACAGGCUGAAGCUUUUAUCAAUCGUGCCUCUAUCCUUCAGGCUGAUACAAAAGAUGAAAAAUUGCAAAUUCUGUACAAAGUGUGUUAUGCUCGUGUUCUUGACUAUCGUCGGAAGUUCAUUGAAGCGGCUCAACGGUACAAUGAACUGUCAUAUCGUACCAUCGUUGACGAAGGAGAACGCAUGACUGCUCUGAAGAAAGCGCUGAUUUGUACCGUUCUUGCGUCAGCUGGUCAACAACGGUCUCGUAUGUUGGCUACCCUGUUCAAAGACGAACGUUGUCAGCACCUACCGGCUUACUCGAUUUUGGAGAAGAUGUACUUCGACCGCAUCAUUCGUCGGUCGGAGCUGCAGGACUUCGAAGCAUUGCUUCAAGCUCACCAGAAAGCGUGUACCGUGGAUGGUUCGACCAUCCUCGAUCGGGCAGUGUUCGAACACAAUCUGCUGUCGGCCAGUAAGUUGUACAACAAUAUUACCUUCGAUGAGUUGGGCUCUCUGCUGGAAAUUCCUCCGCAUAAGGCUGAACGUAUUGCCAGCCAGAUGAUCACCGAAGGUCGCAUGAAUGGUUAUAUCGAUCAAAUUGAUGGGGUGGUACAUUUCGAAACUCGUGACAUUUUGCCUCAGUGGGACAAGCAAAUUCAAAGUCUGUGCUAUCAGGUUAAUGGUUUAAUCGAAAAAAUCAGUGCAGCUGAACCUGAAUGGAUUUCCAAGAUCAUGGACGAAGAAAUGUGCACUUAAGUGACGUUGGACAGGCGAUGCAUAAUUAUUAUUCUUAAAUAAUUCAUUGUAUUUCAUAAGAGUUUGAUAUAAACGGAACUUAAUUGAAGUGUGAAA